Messenger RNA from Pomacea canaliculata, 4861 nucleotides. Its product is annotated as cholecystokinin receptor-like. Gene Ontology annotation, cellular component: membrane. Lineage: Eukaryota; Metazoa; Mollusca; Gastropoda; Architaenioglossa; Ampullariidae. The record is from RefSeq and is a predicted model, not a curated record. Gene Ontology annotation, molecular function: neuropeptide receptor activity. The transcript has 2 exons. Gene Ontology annotation, biological process: neuropeptide signaling pathway. The coding region runs from base 281 to 1780 and encodes 499 amino acids.
GCCAGUCACCAAGGGAGGCGCACACCGUACUGGUCACGUGACAUGUCGCGCGGCCGGUUCUGCUUCGCGCUGAACUGUUUUCCGAGCGACGACAUUCGCCAGCGGAUAUUCCUUUGAUAAAUCAUUGACAUCGAGAAGGAUAGGCAACAAAGGUCAUCAUCUGUAGACAACUCCCACGACCUACGAGCGCAUGCCUCUACAAAAGCUGAAAUGAAAGGAAGGCCUUCCUGUCCUGCAGUUGUAGAAGGCCCACCCUGACCCUUGGCUUCACACGAGCACCAUGCUGGAACUGGCGACCGUGGCAUCCAUCGUGACCGUGACCUCCACCAAGCCUCUUUCCUAUGACGAUUCUUCGACUCUCUCAGACCUCGGCAUGUGGACGAGCAGCAGCAGCAGGUGGGAUGACGUGGCACAGAACGACACACAGUCCUUGCUGCGGGAGCAGAGUGAUGCACGCUCGCUGCAGCUGCUGCCCGUUCUCGUCAUCCUGGGGCUGGUGAUGCUGAUGGGUGUGGUGGGCAACUGCCUCAUCGUCUACAUCUAUUGGAACAAGUUCAAGGCCAGCUGGUCGCGCACGGCCAUCGUGGCGCUGGGCCUCUUCGACCUGGUGAGCUGCACGCUGGGCGUGCCGGGCGAGAUGGUGGACCUGCGUUUCUCCUUCGACUACCCCAGUGACGCCAUCUGCAGGGCGUCCCGUGCCGUUGCCACCUUCCCUAACAUCGCCUCUGGCAUCAUGUUGGUGGCCGUAGCCUUCGACCGCUACCGCCUCAUCUGCCUACCUCACCGCCCCAACACGGCUUCACGGAACGGCGCCCGCCGUCACGUGGCCUUCGCGUGCUUGUGUUCCCUUCUCUUGACAUGGCCGGCGGCGCUGGUGUACGGAACCAAGAAAUCUGAGGUCCCCGGAAUGACUGGGUUGCCAGGACAAGAGUGCUCCACCAGCGAAAGAAUGGCAGGAACGCACUUCCCGCUGAUCUACAGCGGCAUUCUCAUGCUGGUCUUCCUGUCCACCUUCAUCUCCAUGUCCGUCUUCUACUUCCUGAUCGGGCGCCAAGUGUACCGCCAGGGGGAGUUCCGGAAGACGUUGAUGCAGCUCCGCGAUUGGAAACGCAAGAACACGCUGAGCGAGCUGGAGGCCUCUGCAGCCUCUGAUCCCGACGCUGGAGGUGGAGGUGGAGCAGGAGACGUGUCCAAUGGGGACUGCUCUCCUUCCGGUGUCUCCUACCAGCCGGACGUCGUCGCAGCUGCGGCGGAACUCUCGCGGGGGACAUCGCCGGAGAAAGUCUCUGCUUCGGAGGAGCCAACUUCCCCCGUGAGCCCCCCCCUCUCACCUGUUUUCUCUCUGGCCUCGCCUCCCCUGUCGCCUAGCGUCCUGAAAUUAAAUCAUCACCGCAGGUUCAGUCGUUCGACUUCGGUCUUGCGGCGCCUGCGCGGUAGGACUUCCGGUGACUCGGUAAUCAACUCGCGCACGCGCAAGACGACCUUCAUGCUGUGCCUUAUCUCCAUCGUCUUCGUCUUCAGCUACCUGCCUCACUUGGUGGUCAAGAUCGCACGCUCCAGUAAAAAGAAUUUUCUUGCCGACGACAGCACCAGCAGCCUCGUCAUCUACAACCUCUGCGUGCGCUCAUACUUUCUCAACAGCUUCGCCAAUAUCUUUAUCUACGGUUUUUGCAGCUUCCGGUUCCGGAAGGAGUGCUGGAGUCUACUUCGGGGUCUGAUUCCGUGGAAGACUUGCAAUAGAAAGUUUAGGACAUGUAGAAAUGCAGACAUAGAUUCGUGAAAAGCUAGGAUUUAAUUUUACCAAACACAUUAUCAUCAUUGUCGUCUUUUCAGCAAUCUUUAACAUGAUGGUGGUUUAUACAUGUGCAGUGGAACAAACAUUUUUUGUUGCAAUACAGAGACAGAGAGGCAGAAUGUUCAGCAGCACCUUUAAUAAUAAUAGUCAGUGUAAUGCCUGCACCAGAGCAGAAUAUAUGUAUUACAAGCCGUUUGACUUUCAUCAUCGCCGUCUCGAGGUGUCAACUGAAAACUUCAAAACACUUGUGAUCAGCAGUAGAGCGAACAGGUCAUUGGUGAUGAACUCGCAGCCACUCUUCUCUCCUUCUGGUCGUCUCAUGAUUCUCUUCCAGUUGGCACAAUGGGUGGGAUAGAGGGAGGGAAAUAAAGUGGAACACUUUAACUGACAGACUCUAAUGUCCAUGAUAUGUGUACAAUAAACUAGGAAGAGGAACAAAGUCCUUGUUUAUUUGUCAGUUGACAAUCAGCUGUUUACUCAUUCUGACAUAGCCUUGGUCUGUGGAAACUCUAUGAAACAAUUACAUCUCACGUUUAUUAUUGUGGUUCUUUGUGGAUUCCUAGUUAUCAAUACACAAACACGGUGUGUCUUUAUAGUUCAACAAUUUCUAAUCCUCUAAGACCUCAUACAUAGUUUGAGGGGUGGGGAAUGAAGUGGGGAUGAUGAGUGUGAUGAGCACAUACGUAGGUGAAUGUGACUGAUGUAGUGUGAAUGUGACUGAUGUAGUGUGAAUGUGACUGAGGCAGUGUGAAUGUGACUGGUGUAGUCGAGUUCUUGAAUGUGACAUGCAGCCAAAUAUGAAUGACAGUGUAGUGAGUUGUAGUAAGUCUUGUGUUGUCUCCUGUAUGAAUGGUGUUUUGUGUCUGACGUCUUGUGUGCGUCAUUUGUUCCACGUCACUUGAAGCAGAAAAAGACGUCAUGUAUAAAAAUAGCCAAGUGAGAGGGAAAACAACGGACUUCUCCGCCAUCUUUAUGACUAUCUCAGUGACAAUUCUCUGAAUUUGUGCCUCUUUGAUUGUAUUCAUGUACAAAUCUCUUCAUCCUCAUCGUCAUCUGAAGGGGGCUCGUCAAGCGUUGUGUGUGUGUCUCGUGAGUGUGUCAUGUAAAUAAGAUAAGUAAAUGUUCGUUCGUCAUUACAUACAGCUGAAUACGAAUGAUACAGCCGAAUGUGAAGUAUACGAUUUAAUGUGAAUGUUGUAGCCGACUGUGACUAACGUUGAAAUAACUUUGUUGUAGAAAACAAAAAUCAGACUUUAAUAAAUGGUUUCUGUUAGGACUGAAAUAUUUCAGACCCUGACAUCAGUCACAUCAAACUGAGGUUUUGUAAACAAGUGUCAGCUGACUGCGCCUUUGAUUAUUCCGUCGUUUAAAAUACGUGAGUGAAGAUAAUAGCCCUAUUAUACAGCUGCUGACUUAUUACUCGAAAAUGAGGAUCUACCACAGGCAUGCAUAGGAAAUGACUUCUCUCCUCGUACGUGUCCUGUACACACUGGCCAGUCUGAUCCUUGAGUGGUCGUUCUCAAUUUCCAAACUCUUCUCAGCAAUUUUUUUUCUGAAAUUGUGACCAGCCUCCUUCAAGAACUUUGUUGCUUCCUCAGCUCAGGGAUGUUUGAAGAAUUAUCUCUCUCAGACCACAACCGGCUACAGGAAAACGUUCUUAAUACCAUAAUACAAAACUUGUCAUCAGCAAGCUCGAUCUUUCUUGGUCGUAGGUGAAUAAUGAAGGCUUGCUUGAGGCAUAUUAUCACGGUGUGUGUGUGUGGGUUUUUUUUUUUUUUAAUAUUUGGGGUGUUGUAGUACAGAGUGUAGUACAUUUUGUCCGGAGUUCUGUUGUAAUGAAAGUUGUUGUUGUUGUUGUUGUGUGUCAGUUCAGCUUUAGAGCACAACACAACAGUCACACUGUAACAGUCAGCUCAAAAAUCGUAUGCAUUGCUUAUAUUACAAUGUUUAGCUGUAUUCAUGAUGGUGGUAGAACUGAUGUGUUCACUUGAACACUGCCGUGACGCAGUGUACUACAAUGAUAGAGAUGUCAGCUGAUACUCACCAGGCUCCGAUUUCUCAUCAUGUAAAAUAGAAUCGACUCUAAAUUGCAUGCACUUUGAACCCUCUUUGUCAAGCCCUGUGCCCCACACUUGUUUGCGUGCGUGUGUGUGUGUUUUCCUUUGGAACUCGCUGUCUACAACACUUACAUAGCAGAAACAAAACGGAAGUGACUCCAUCAGUCGUAUGACUUCCGCUUUCCUGUCAGACUCAUCGCCUGUAGCCUCCCCGUUAUUACUACUGAAAAUGAUGACCUACUGACGAAAGGUGCCCUUUUGUUUCUACAUUUAAAUUCUUAAAGUCAAAUAGGUCUGAACUAAUCAAAAUAGCUAGAAUUUCAGAGUCUGACUAGGCUGGUCAUCUAUCAGUCUCUUAGUACCUUUAUCUUUGUAAAUGAAGAUAACUUAUAAUUCUCUUGCCACCUUAGUUUUAUUGCUGUGUUUAUGGCCAUUCUUCUCUCUGUUGGUAAAAUAAUGAGGUGACUUAAGGGUUUGCUUCUUGUUUUGUUGCCAAUUUAGCUAGUUUAUCAGCCUUUUCAUUUCCUUUUAUUCCUAUAUGAGAUGGAACCCAAAGGAACUUAAUAUUUCUAUUUUCUUGCUAAUCUUCGUUGUAAUAGAUACUACCUUAUAUACUAUGUCUAUUCUGCUUGAGGACUUGGUUUUUUAGAGACUGGAACGCUGAUAGCGAUCCAGAUAUUAGUAAGUAUUGUCGCUGCAUGGUGUCCUUCAUUUUAAGAUGAAGUAUCUGAAGUGCUGUCAGUAUGGCACUUAGUUCCGUCCCUUCCACUUAUCAAUCCUGCACGUCUUCGCGAGUGGUGGCUUAACGACAUUCGCGUCACGUCACAUAAUCAAAUCACAAGCAAGUGUGAAAAUUUACUCGAAAGACAAAUUUUAUUAAAAUAAAUAAAUAAAUAAAGCCAACAUGAGAGUAAACUGAAAUAGCAUCCUACUUUGUGGCUUUAUAACCUUUAUGACCUUAUAACCCUUUUAACACUGAGAACAAAACAUAAAUAAACAAUUUACGUUA